Messenger RNA from Polyodon spathula (Mississippi paddlefish), 2807 nucleotides. RefSeq names its product TNNI3 interacting kinase (gene tnni3k). Gene Ontology annotation, molecular function: ATP binding; protein kinase activity; RNA polymerase II-specific DNA-binding transcription factor binding. The transcript has 25 exons. The record is from RefSeq and is a predicted model, not a curated record. The coding region runs from base 189 to 2696 and encodes 835 amino acids. NCBI's taxonomy places the organism in Eukaryota, Metazoa, Chordata, Actinopteri, Acipenseriformes, Polyodontidae. Gene Ontology annotation, cellular component: nucleus. Gene Ontology annotation, biological process: protein phosphorylation; regulation of transcription by RNA polymerase II.
AUUGCCUGAUUCACUGUCAUUGUUGUCUGACAUUCCAUGUGAAGACAGGUUAUUUUUAGCUAGUGGCCAUGAUCCGAAGUUUAUCAGCAGGACUGCCACUGUGCUUGAGUAAGGAAUCAUAUUACUUUUACUUUAAAGUCCUUGCCCUUUUUUUAAAGUAAAACCACAGUAUUCAGGCAAGAGAAUAAAUGGGGAACUACAAAUCCAGGCCAACUCAGACUUGUACAGAUGAAUGGAAGAAGAAAGUUAGCGAAUCCUAUUCUGUGAUACUAGAGAGGCUGGAGGAUGAUCUGCAUAUCAAAGAAAACGAGUUGCUGGAUUUGAGGCAUGUCUUCAGUUCAGAUGAGGCCUUCAAUAAAGUUAACCUAAAUUAUCGUACAGAAAGUGGGUUGUCCUUGCUUCAUCUCUGCUGCAUAUGCGGAGGUAACAAGGCUCACAUCCGGACCCUGAUGCUAAAAGGGUUGCGCCCAUCAAGACUGACAAGAAAUGGAUUUACUGCCCUCCAUUUGGCAGCAUACAAGGCCAAUGCAGAACUGGUAACAGCCUUGCUACACGGUGGAGCCGAUAUUCAGCAGGUUGGGUAUGGAGCUCUGACUGCUCUUCACAUCGCCACCGUGGCAGGUCACUAUGAGGCUGUUGACAUUCUUCUCCAACAUGGAGCGUAUGUUAAUGUCCAAGAUGCUGUAUUUUUUACAUCUUUACAUAUUUCAGCCUACUAUGGCCACGAACAGGUCGCCAGGCUGCUGUUGAAGUUUGGUGCUGAUGUGAAUGUGAGUGGGGAGGUUGGAGACAGACCCCUUCACCUGGCAGCAGCUAAAGGGUAUCUGAAUAUCGUCAAACUGCUAAUGGAAGAGGGCAGUAAGACUGACGCUAAUGCCCAGGAUAACGAAGACCACGUUCCGCUCCACUUCUGCUCUCGGUUUGGCCAUCAUGAAGUUGUCCGCUUCUUGCUGCAAGGCAACUAUAAGGUCCAGCCUCACUCUGUUAACAUCUAUGGGGAUACACCAUUACACUUGGCUUGUUACAAUGGGAAGUUUGGUGUGGUGAAGGAGAUUGUUCAGUUGUCUGGGGUGGAGAGCCUGACUAAGGAGAAUAUCUUCAGUGAAACAGCAUUUCACAGUGCUUGCACCUAUGGAAAAAGCAUUGAAAUGGUGAAGUUUCUGCUCAGCCAGAAUGCAAUGAGUAUUAAUCACCAAGGAAGAGAUGGACACACUGGGCUACAUAGUGCCUGUUUUCACGGCCACAUUCGCCUUGUCCAGUUCUUGUUAGACAAUGGAGCCGAUAUGAAUCUGGUCGCCUGUGACCCUAGCCGAUCUAGUGGUGAAAAAGACGAGCAGACGUGCUUGAUGUGGGCGUACGAGAAAGGUCAUGAUGCAAUUGUCACACUGCUUAAACACUACACAAGGCCUCAGGAUGAAUCUCCGUGCAACGAGUAUUCACAGCCUGGUGGAGACGGAUCUUACGUCUCUGUCCCUUCCCCUCUGGGAAAGAUCAAGAGCAUGACUAAAGAAAAAGCUGAUGUCCUUCUGCUCCGUGCCAGCCUCCCAUCUCAGUACCACCUCCAGCUGUCAGAACUUGAAUUCAAUGAAAUGAUAGGAUCAGGUUCAUUUGGAAAAGUGUACAAAGGACGAUACAGGAACAAAGUUGUAGCAAUAAAACGGUAUCGAGCAAAUACCUAUUGCUCCAAGUCUGACGUGGACAUGUUUUGCCGUGAGGUCUCCAUUCUCUGUCGGCUCAACCACCCCUGUGUAAUCCAGUUUGUUGGAGCUUGUUUAGAGGACCCCAGUCAGUUUGCUAUAGUUACUCAGUAUGUCUCUGGAGGAUCCCUGUUCUCCUUGCUGCACGAGCAGAAGAGGAUUAUUGAUCUUCAGUCCAAACUUAUUAUUGCAACAGAUGUGGCAAAAGGCAUGGAAUAUCUUCACAACCUAACACAACCUAUCAUUCACCGAGAUCUUAACAGCCAUAAUAUCCUGCUUUAUGAAGACGGCCAUGCUGUGGUUGCUGAUUUUGGAGAAUCCAGAUUCCUUUUGUCUAUGGACGUGGACAAUAUGACCAAACAGCCAGGGAACCUGCGCUGGAUGGCCCCGGAGGUGUUCACACAGUGCACCCGCUACACAGUCAAGGCUGACAUGUUCAGCUUCGCCCUCUGUCUCUGGGAGCUCUUAACAGGAGAAAUCCCAUUUGCCCACCUUAAGCCAGCGGCAGCUGCAGCAGACAUGGCCUACCAUCAUAUCAGACCUCCGAUCGGCUACUCCAUCCCCAAGCCCAUCUCUUCACUCUUAAUGAGAGGCUGGAAUGUCUGCCCAGAGGAAAGGCCUGAGUUUUCUGAAGUGGUUGCCAGACUGGAAGAGUGUCUUUGCAAUGUCGAGCUGAUGUCUCCAGCCUCCAGUAACAGCAGCGGUUCCCUGUCUCCCUCCUCCUCAUCAGACUGCCUGCUGGCACGCGGAGGGCCGGGCCGCAGCCACGUAGCUGCCCUGCGAUCCCGCUUUGAACUGGAGUACGCCCUUAAUGCCAGGGCCUACGCUGUGUGGUCACAAAGCGCUGAGCGCCGAUCUUCGCAAGGACUCUCAUUGGAUGAACUGAGGAAAAAUAUGCAGUAUCCACCAAUUGACAGAAAUGGGUAUGUAUCUGAUCCCAUGAGCACCAUGCGAUUCCAUUCCUGCAGCAGUAAUGGUAGCUUUGAGGACAGCAACUGACUUUCCUCGUAAAAGGCCGGAAGGCUUUCAUUGAUCUUUUUAGCGUGAUGCUUAUUCUGAAUAGCAUGGUCAAUAAAACUAUCAAGACAGUGGCUUGUUUUUGUAUAUCUU